GUUCAUUGGCCGUCCCGGCGCAGCCCAGGGCCGUAGGGGAGAGACUCUGUGGCCUCUGACCGCAGGCUCCGCCCGGGGUCGGUUGAUGCGCGAGUUUGUGGGUCGGUGAGUCGGGGCGAUCAGCUUCGCCAUCGCCAUGGCGCCCCUGCUGUGGCUGCUGGCGCUACUCCCGGCCGCGGCCCCGGUCCCGGUCCCCGCCGAGCCCUGGGCCGACAACGAACAGGCCUGGAACCUCUCGUUCCCGGAGCUGCUGGCGCCCGCCCGCUUCGCGCUGGACAUGUACAAUUACGGCCGUAGUGCGGGGUCGAAGGCCACGCUGGGGGCCGUACGCGGGCGCGUCCGCCAGGUGGGCCUGGGCUCUCUGUUCUUUCUGCAAGCCACUAUGGAGGAGCCGCCUUGCAAUGAUCCCCAGGUGUGCCUGCUCCCUGAGUCCAAGAAAAUCAUGCUCUGCAGCUUUGAAGUCCUGGAAGAGCUAGGAAAACACGUGCUGUUGAAGAAAGACUGUGGCCCAGUGAAUGCCAAGAUUACAGAGUAUGUAAAUGAGACUUUCCGAUCGUUCCUGCCGAUGAUGAACAAGGAUCCCCUGCCCCGGGACUUUUCUGUGAAGAUGGUUACACUCUUCAAGGACUUCAUGACUACCUAUAACCGCACUUACAGAUCAAGGAAAGAAGCCCAGUGGCGCUUGGCUAUCUUUGCCAGAAACAUGAUCCGAGCUCAGAAGAUUCAGGCCCUGGACCGUGGCACAGCUCAUUAUGGGAUCACCAAGUUCAGUGACCUCACAGAGAAGGAAUUCCAAACCAUCUACCUCAAUCCCCUCUUACAAAAGGAGACUGGCGGGAAGAUGAGUAUAGCCAACCCCAUAAAACAUCUCGCCCCACCUGAAUGGGACUGGAGGAAGAAAGGGGCUGUCACUGAAGUGAAGGACCAGGGCAUGUGUGGCUCCUGCUGGGCCUUCUCUGUCACAGGCAACGUGGAGGGCCAGUGGUUCCUGAACCGGGGGACUCUGCUCUCCCUGUCAGAGCAGGAGCUCUUGGAUUGUGACAAGAUGGACAAGGCCUGCUUGGGUGGAUUGCCCUCCACUGCCUACACAGCCAUAAAGAAUUUGGGAGGGCUGGAGACAGAGGAUGACUACCGCUACGAGGGCCACGUUCAGGCUUGCAACUUCUCAGCAGAGAGGGCAAAAGUCUACAUCAACGAUUCAGUGGAGCUGAGCCAGAAUGAGAAUAAGAUAGCAGCCUGGCUGGCCCAGAACGGACCAAUCUCAGUUGCCAUCAAUGCCUUCGGCAUGCAGUUCUAUCGCCACGGGAUUGCUCACCCAUUCCGGCCCCUCUGCAGCCCUUGGCUCAUCGACCAUGCUGUGUUGCUGGUGGGCUAUGGCAACCGCUCCAACAUUCCUUUCUGGGCCAUCAAGAACAGCUGGGGCAGUGACUGGGGUGAGGAGGGUUACUACUACUUGCAUCGUGGGUCCGGGGCCUGUGGUGUAAACACCAUGGCCAGCUCUGCGGUGGUGAACUGAGGGACUUGCUGGCACGAAACCUGAUGCUGACCACAGCGGCCCCUUCCUUAGCCUGACUAAUGCCUGGCCCUGCCUCAGGAGGCACAGCUGGCUGAGGGACAGGCACUUUGUACCUCAGGGUGAGCAGUGGGCCCUGGGCCCCUUCUUCCCUUCCUGUCUCCCUCUCACGCCCACCUGAAGCUCCCCAGGUCUAUCUCUGCGAAACUGUGAUAGCAAGGAGGAGCCUGAGGUGCAGGCGGCUCAUAGAAGCCAGCGCCAGGGCAAGAACCCUGGGCUCGGGUAAGAUGCAGGAUGAAAAUACUCUCAUCACAAACCUAGAUCUGUCCUCAGCAGGCUCUGGCUUCCUGUCUUGGUUUUCCUCAGUCUGACGCGGUAAACUUUCCGGUCCCCUUCCACAUCCAGGGAAUUUGUAACCAGCCUUCUCUAAGAGCAAUAAAGAGGUUCCCUGCUC
Messenger RNA from Meriones unguiculatus (Mongolian gerbil), 1967 nucleotides. It is a transcript of the gene Ctsf, whose product is annotated as cathepsin F. Gene Ontology annotation, molecular function: cysteine-type endopeptidase activity; cysteine-type endopeptidase inhibitor activity. Gene Ontology annotation, cellular component: lysosome. The record is from RefSeq and is a predicted model, not a curated record. Lineage: Eukaryota; Metazoa; Chordata; Mammalia; Rodentia; Muridae. The transcript is spliced from 14 exons. The coding region runs from base 137 to 1516 and encodes 459 amino acids.